Messenger RNA from Vicia villosa (hairy vetch), 854 nucleotides. RefSeq names its product auxin-responsive protein IAA4-like. NCBI's taxonomy places the organism in Eukaryota, Viridiplantae, Streptophyta, Magnoliopsida, Fabales, Fabaceae. Gene Ontology annotation, cellular component: nucleus. The transcript has 4 exons. Gene Ontology annotation, biological process: regulation of DNA-templated transcription. The record is from RefSeq and is a predicted model, not a curated record. The coding region runs from base 55 to 633 and encodes 192 amino acids. Gene Ontology annotation, molecular function: protein binding.
GGUGACAGGUUUUGUUUUGAGCAUUAACUUAGUUACACACAUUGAUUGAAAAACAUGGAAACAUCAAAACAAAUUGAUGUUCAUCAUCAAACUCAAUCAUCUUCAUCUUCAUCUUCUUCCAUAGAUAGUAACAAUUAUAAUUAUCCUUCUGCAAUCUCAAGUCUCAAAACAACUGAUUUAAGCACCGAUCUCAAACUCGGUCUUAGCAUCUCUCCAUCUUCUCAAUCUCAAUUACCAUUCAAUUCAACCACAACCUCAAAGGAAGAAACACUUGAUUGGCCACCAAUUAAUAAAUCCAUAUUGAGAAGAAACACUUUGGCUGAAAAACAAAACCAUAGUAUUAUUCAAAGACAAAGAUCUUUGUUUGUUAAGGUUUAUAUGGAAGGAAUCCCAAUUGGAAGAAAACUAAAUCUCUUGGAACAUCAUAGUUAUGAUGAACUUGUUAAAGCUCUUUGUCAUAUGUUUAGGACAAUCAUUCUCUGUCCUAAUUCGCAACCACUAAAUUCGUGGAAUUUUCAUGUUCUAACAUACGAAGAUCAAGAAGGAGACUGGAUGAUGGUCGGAGAUGUCCCUUGGGAGAUGUUUUUGUCAAAUGUGAAGAGGCUGAAGAUCACAAGAGCUGAUAACUGCUAGUUUAAUUAAUUUUAUGAAUGCAUAUAAUCUCUCAAGCAACAUGCUUCUCCUCAAUUUUCAUUGUUGAUAAAUUUUUGUUCUAAUUGUUAAUUAGAGUGGUUGAAAUUGGUAGCUUCAAUGAUUAUCAUAUAUGAUUCCAAAACCAUAGAUGUAUAGCUUCUCACCUAGUUAUCAAUUUAGUGAAUAGCUCUACCUAGCUACAAAGUUAAUUAAUUUAUUAA